UCACCCCAGCGAAGAAGGACAAUCAAACAUGAGGACUUUGUUACUCCUGUGUGCCGUGUCCGUGGCGUUCGCUGCCAAGCGAUUCGAUGGAGAACAAGUUUUGCGAAUCCACCCGGAGCACGAGGGGCAUCUGAAGGAGCUGGUGCGGCUGGAGAAGUCCGAGCAGAUGCUUGACUUCUGGAAGGGCCCUACCCACCUGUCCCGUCCCGUGGAUGUGCGAGUGCCCAAGGACCUCCUCAAGGAAGUGAAGACCCUACUGCAGAAGACGGGCAUGAAGUACAAGGUGAUGGUCGAGGACCUUCAACAGAGCAUCAACAUCGAGAGAUCGCACAUCCGCGCCAUCGGCUUCAACUUCGACGACUACAACACAUAUAAUGACAUUAAUGCGCAGCUGAACGACUUCGCCUCCAGCUACCCCAGUCUGGCGUCUGUCUUCCAGAUCGGAACGUCUCACCAGGGCCGCGCCAUCAACGCCAUCAAGGUGGGGAGCGCUGGUAGUAACAAGCCCGCCGUUUUCCUGGAGGGAAUGAUUCACGCCCGGGAAUGGGUCGUGGGUGCCACACUGCUCUACAACAUCAAGUUCUUGCUGGAGGGUUAUGGCAGUGACAGCCAGAUCACGUCACUGAUGAACAGCGUGGACUUCUACUUCGUCCCAGUGACCAACGUCGACGGAUACAUCCACACCCACACAAACGACCGGAUGUGGCGUAAAACUCGUUCCGGUCCCCAUGGCUAUUCCUGGUGGACCGGUGACUGCUACGGAGUCGACCCCAACCGUAACUGGGACGAACACUUUGGAGGCCCCGGGACCAGCUCUGAUCCCUGCUCUGAUAUCUUCCGCGGAUCGAGAGCCUUCUCGGAGGUCGAGACCCAAGCGGUGUCCGACUGGGUCCUGGCGAACAGCAACAACCUGAAGGCCUACCUGGGCGUACAUGCCUACUCCCAGAUGUGGAUGACUCCGUACGGCUGGACCUCCGCCACACCGCCGGACUAUGAGGAGCAGUAUGACCUUGCUGGAAGGAUCGUGAGCGCCAUCUACUCAGUCAAUAGGAAGCGCUUCGCGUAUGGGACAAUCACCAACGUCAUCUACGAGGCGUCAGGUUCGAGCUGUGAUUGGGCUUACACCGUGGCCGGAAUCAAGUAUUCCUACGCCAUCGAGCUCCGUGAUGAGGGGCAGUACGGCUUCGUGCUACCUGCUAACCAAAUCCGACCUUCCGCCGACGAGUUCUUUGCAGGACUUCUGGUCCUGGCCGAGCAGGUGGCGGCUGAGUACUGUGACCCUAGGCGCGUGAUCGGGCGUAGGUACAGUACGUCACAUGAGCCCGCCUCGCCGUGUACUUUCACCAUGAAGGUUCUGCUGCUUUUGUUUACCAUCACUGUAGCUUCUGCCGUUACGCGCUUUGAUGGAGAACAAGUGCUGCGAGUUAUUCCUCAAGAUGAGAGCCAACUUCAGGAACUGGCGAAGCUGGCGAUGACAGACGUCAGGCUGGAUUUCUGGAAAAGCCCAGGUGGGCUGUUCCGUCCUGUGGAUGUGCGUGUGCCCAAGAACUUCCUCAUGCACAUCAAGAACCUGUUGGGUAAUACUGGAAUACAGUACACGGUGAUGAUCGACGACCUUCAACAACUUAUCAACAACCAAACGUCAACUUCGAUCCCCAACGAGUUUGACUUCGAUCAAUACAACAGUUAUGAGGAUAUCAAUGCGCAGCUGCAGGACUUCACUGAUAAGUACAGCAGUCUGACUACUCUCAUCAAGAUCGGCGUCUCGCACGAGUCCCGAGAUAUCUACGCUAUUAGGGUGGGGAGUGCUGGUACCAACAAACCCGCCAUUUUCCUGGAGGGACAGAUCCACGCCCGGGAAUGGAUCGUGUCUGCCACGCUGCUCUACAACAUCAAGUUCUUGCUGGAAGGUUACGGUACGGAGGACCGCAUCACUAAACUGAUGGACGAAGUGGACUUUUACUUCCUUCCAGUCGCCAACCCGGACGGAUACGUCUACACACGGACUACUAACCGAAUGUGGCGUAAAACUCGGUCCGGUCCAAUUGAUGGUUGUUACGGAGUGGAUCCCAACAGGAACUGGAAUGAUCAUUUUGGAGACCCUGGUGCCAGCAACAACCCCUGCUCAGACACCUACCACGGACCCAGCGCCUUCUCCGAGGUCGAGACAAAGUCACUGUCAAACUGGGUUUUGGAGAACGGCAAAAACAUCAAGGCGUACCUGGCCGUCCACUCCUACUCCGAGAUGUGGAUGAGUCCGUACGGCUGGACCCGUGACCUACCUCCGGACUACGAGGACCAGAAUGACCUUGGUGGGAAGGCCGUUAGCGCCAUAAGGGAAGUGCAUGGACUGAAUUUUAAGCAUGGAUCUAUCGCCGACGUCAUCUACGUUACGUCAGGGAACAGCGCGGACUGGGCCUACACCGAGGCGGGCAUCAAGUACGCCUACGCCAUCGAGCUGCGCGACAAGGGGCGGUACGGCUUCGUGCUGCCUCCCGACCAGAUCAAGCCUUCAGCCGAAGAGUUCUUCGCAGCGCUUCUGGUGGUGGCCGAGCAUAUCGCUAUUGAGUUCUAUACCUGA
Branchiostoma floridae (Florida lancelet) is the source of this 2581-nucleotide messenger RNA. RefSeq lists its product as uncharacterized. Gene Ontology annotation, molecular function: zinc ion binding; metallocarboxypeptidase activity. The record is from RefSeq and is a predicted model, not a curated record. Lineage: Eukaryota; Metazoa; Chordata; Leptocardii; Amphioxiformes; Branchiostomatidae. Bases 29 to 2581 code for a protein of 850 amino acids. The transcript is spliced from 25 exons. Gene Ontology annotation, biological process: proteolysis.